Molecule: messenger RNA, 1335 nt
Organism: Serpula lacrymans var. lacrymans S7.9
Lineage: Eukaryota; Fungi; Basidiomycota; Agaricomycetes; Boletales; Serpulaceae
Exons: 4
Coding region: 85-894 (269 amino acids)
Biological process (GO): ribosomal large subunit biogenesis
Cellular component (GO): nucleolus
Source: RefSeq, a predicted model, not a curated record
ACCGCACAUUCUGCUCACUGGCAGCCAUCUUGUCCACCAUCACCACGCAAGUAAUAUCGCCUCUGUCAACAUCGUCAACAUAUCAUGGCAAACCCACGUCAAAGGCGUAAAACAAAAUCCUCCUCUCACAAGACCAUAUCGCAUUCCAAAAGGGCACAAAAAUUGCUGAAGAAGAUGCCUGCAAUCUGUGGACCCAAGGUUCUACAGGACGUAUGGGACAAGGACAAGACUAUCCGACAAAACUACGCAGCCGUGGGUCUGGCUCAUACACUCAAUCCCUUGCAAGCGGGAGGAGAGGAAUGCCUGAUUGAAUAUACUUCUGCGUCGUCCCGCUCUGAUGCUGUACCAAAUGUAUCAACUUCAUCUGAGACAACGUCAAAAACGGCUGAUGCGCCACCGUCAACGCCCGCGGCAUCCUCGAUCACACCGUCUGGUAUACCGCAAGGCUUUGGUAGAAUCAUCCGGGAUUCAACCGGUAACAUUAUACAGGUUGAGGUCCCGUCUGAAUCCAAUGAAGAAGAGCUAUUAAAAAAGAAACGCGAUCAAGAAAUAAAGGAGCUCGAGGCACCCGACGUGGAUACGAAAGAGCUGGCCAUUUGGGCGGCGGGUAGCUCAAAAUCGCAAGGCAAGGACGAAGCGAGAGGAGAGGAUGGACAUAAUGUCGUCAAAGCUCUCGAACAGUUAUCAGCAACGGCAUCUACUUUAACGCGGUACUCGUCGAGUGGGGAAGUGGCAUACUUGGCGCGAUUGGCGACGCGAUAUGGCGGGGACUACGAGAGUAUGGCGCGCGAUCGACGGCUGAACACCGAGCAGAGGACGGCAGGCGAGCUGAAGAGGGCGAUGAAUAAGGCAGGGGGGGUGGACGUGUUUAUUGGUCGAGGGCCGGGAUCGUAGAUGAUUCGGCAAAUGCCCAGGUUCCUUCUGAGGACGGGUCAGAAAGAUACUUGAAUCAAACAAGGAAGCACGAGCGGAUAUUAUUACGCGAGGAGUUAGAAGUACGGAAUGAGGUUCGAGGACUGACGAGUAGAGUCUGUGACUCGGAAGCAAAGCAAAGAGCGGGGGCUGGGCGUCAUUGUAGCAUUGUUGGUCGAGCAAUUCACCCAAAAGGAGGGUACCGUGAUGGAAGACGUAUGUGCGAUGAGAGACCAUCUCGGUGAUAACGGACCGGAUUGGGAGGAGGGUUGUGACAGAAGGUGACUGGAGUCACGUCCGGGGGUUGGGCGAGAGGCCAAGGCUGUGUCGAGGAUCUGACAGGAGAGGAAAGUGCGGCAAGUGGCGUGGAGAGUCGAGUGCUUCUGGUGUGCGAUAUGUUUUGGACAUGAAAUCAGUUCUUUA